GGUCUUGGUGUGCAGGGCAGAAGAAGUGCGAAGAGCUCAGCGGCAUCAUCGCUAAGUACAAUGUCAGAAGUACCAGAACGGACCGCCUCGGGCUCGAAGAAGCCGGAGGAGAGAGCGUCGAAAAGAGCGCGGAUCGAAGAGCCCGCAGGCGAAGGUCGGUCAUCAACUGCUCCAGCUGGGGUCAGCGAUCCCAGCCAUGAGGAUGAGCGUAACCAGGACGGACCGAACCAGCGCAAUUUGAAUAGGAAUACAUCACAAGACCUCCGGAAACGGUUGACUCAUAUCGAAGAAGGCCAGACAGUGCUGCUGGAACUACCGUCCGGCAACAUCAAACCCGUUACCAUGCUUGCAGGCGCAUCCAUCAAUCUGGGCAAGUUCGGCAGCUUUGAGGCGGAUGACCUUAUCGGGCUACCGUAUGGCCUCACCUAUGAAAUCGACGACCACAAUGAAAAUGACACGGGUGGCACGAGCAAGGGCAAAGGAAAAGGAAAGGCACGGAGCGGAAGACUGCGCGCCGUGGUUAAUGCGACGCUCUCAGAGCUCCAAGAGACAGACGCGACGAACGAGUUCAUCAACGACGAAAAUGCUUCGCAGGCCCUGAACCACCUUGAUAUUCGAGCUCUGAAAGAGGCGGGAAAGACAGGCGAGGAUAUUAUCAAGAUCGUCACAGAGUCCAACUCGAGCUUCUCGCAAAAGACUGUCUAUGCGCAGGACAAGUUCGUAAAACGAAAAGCGCAAAAGCACCUCAAGCUCUUCACCCCGCUCACCCCCUCGGCGCACAACGUCACCACGUGGAACUUCCUUAAAAAUGCCGACCGCGUGCGCAAUCUACGCGCAGAUUCGCUGGCGCAAAUGCUCUCCAUGGCAGAAGUGCGCGCCGGCGGGAAGUACCUCGUCGUCGACGCGCUUGGCGGCUUGCUGACGGGUGCUAUCAUCGAGCGCGUCGGUGCCGACGGACGCGUAAUCUUGCUUAACGAUAACGACUCGCCGCCGACGCUAGAGCUGAUGACGACGCUUAACCUCCGGCAGGCGACGGUCGACAACGUACUGCGUUCUCUCAACUGGGCCCAGGCGGAGGAGAGCUGGUCGCUUCCUGAACUGCCUACGGAGAUCGAAACGCUGCAGCGAGACGGUCAACCCGUGAAUACACGCGAGAAGAGCAAGAUCAAAAGGCGUCGAGCGACGUUCGCGAUGAUCGCUGAGACCAGGCGCGAGUUCUUCGAGGGAGACUUUGACGCGCUGCUCAUCGCUUCGGACUAUGAGCCAUUCUCGAUCUUCUCGAGACUCGUCCCGCGCCUCGCUGGCUCGGCAAGUAUCGUCGUGCACAGUUGCUUUUUACAGCCGCUGAUGGACGCACACGCUCGCAUGCGCCUGAAGCCUGAAUACCUCAACAUAUCCGUCAGUGAACCGUGGCUGCGGCGCUACCAAGUGUAUCCGGGACGCAUGCACCCCGAGAUGAAUACGAGCGCGACGGGAGGUUAUCUGCUACAUGCCAUCCGGGUGCUGCCGGAGGAAGAUCCGUGAGAAAUUCAUGCUUGUGCGAAGGAGUGCAUGUAUGUCACAUCUACACUGAAGGGAGACGAAUCGCCUUGCAUUGAAUCGCAAGAGAUGUUAAUGGGCACACCGAUC
Molecule: messenger RNA, 1629 nt
Organism: Tilletiaria anomala UBC 951
Lineage: Eukaryota; Fungi; Basidiomycota; Exobasidiomycetes; Georgefischeriales; Tilletiariaceae
Product: Gcd10p-domain-containing protein
Exons: 3
Coding region: 61-1524 (487 amino acids)
Biological process (GO): tRNA methylation
Cellular component (GO): nucleus; tRNA (m1A) methyltransferase complex
Source: RefSeq, a predicted model, not a curated record